This is a messenger RNA of Cetraspora pellucida, 1038 nucleotides long. Lineage: Eukaryota; Fungi; Glomeromycota; Glomeromycetes; Diversisporales; Gigasporaceae. The record is from the annotation of a GenBank genome assembly.
ACUACUACAGGUUAUAUGCCUACAUCUCGAGGACAUCAUUCCUCUGUUCUAAACGGUCGUAUUAUUGUAUAUGGAGGUUAUACUGAUCGAAAUACGUUGGUUCCAGUUCCAGACGAUCUUGUGGUGUUAGAUACCGAAGGAUCUGUUUUUACUUGGUCAAAAGCAAAUGUUUCUACCCUCUCCCCUCCUUCACGUUGCUAUCAUUCUGCUACUUUGGUUAAUCAUUAUAUGAUUGUAGUUUUUGGAAGAAACGAUCUUUAUUUACCAUCUCCAACAAUGAAUGAAGUAUAUAUUUUAGAUACAAGCGGUGUGUGUGUUGGCUCUCCUUUUGAAGGAAUAAUGAAAUUCGAAAAAGAACAUAAUUUGCCUCAUAAUUAUAUAAACGUUAUAAUUUUGAAAAAUGGUGAAAAUGGCGCUUUUCAGCGAUUAGAACGUGGAGAACUUUUGCUCAACGAAUUUUAUCAAGUAUUCAGUGAAGAACUAUCAAACCCAAUUAAUAAACAACAUUAUAUACAAUAUCACAAAUUACGUGGAAAAACUGCGCUACCUCAAAUUCCAGAUCAAAUAUCAAUAGAUGGCAAAUUAUUAUUUCAAACAAUGAUGUCAGAAUCUAUAAAAAUCGACCCAGUCGUUUUCACUGCACUUAAAAAGCUUGGUUCAAGUAAUAAAUUUAAACUAGCAGCUUUGACAAAUAAUUUUCUAAUGCCAACAGAUGAUUUAAAAGAAAUCGAAUUAUUUGGUGGUAAUAUACUUCAGGAGUUGAAGUGUUUAUUUGAUGAAUAUUUUGAGUCUAGUGUUAUUGGACUGAGAAAACCGGAUCCAAGGAUAUUUUUAUAUGCAUGUGAAAAGUUAGGAAUUGAACCUAAAGAGGCUAUUUUCCUUGAUGAUAUUGGAGCGAAUUUAAAAACAGCAUUGAAUUUAGGGAUGCGAACUAUCAAGGUUGAAUUAGGUGGAUCAGAAAAAGCAAUCAAAGAAUUGGAGCAACUUACAGGAAUCUCGUUAUUUGAUAAUGAAAUAACUAAUAAAACCAAACUUUAA